Molecule: messenger RNA, 4683 nt
Organism: Blumeria graminis f. sp. triticale
Lineage: Eukaryota; Fungi; Ascomycota; Leotiomycetes; Helotiales; Erysiphaceae
Source: the annotation of a GenBank genome assembly
AGCGAUCCUCUCAGAUGGUAUGAUGAUCAAAAUUCCGAGCCCAUACUCUUACUUAUUUGCAAGUUAUGGAGCCAAUCUCAUCAAGUUCCAAAGUUACAGUACUUUGAUCCAUAUUUUAUCUACAGAUUAUUGUCGCCAGGCCUCCUUCAACGGCUUCCACUGAGAAAUCUUCAUUGGGAAUCUCACGCAGGGCCCCUUCGCUCAAUCUCUUCGCUUCAUAUCGAUCUGGUUCCAUCAGCUCAUUCAGCACCAGCGGUCAUCGAAGCUUCAAGUAACACACUUGGAACUCACUCCAGAGCUAGGAGUGAAGAUUCGCUUGCUGUAGCUGAAGAUGCCUUGCGAGCGCAAUCCUUUGGUCAUUUAUCAGAGCAAUCCGAGCUUCAAUCAGGUCAGCAAAAAGUUUUGAUGAAGGAAAGAAGGCAUCAAAUACCUGGACUACGCCAAACACCAUAUCUGAAGGUAUUUCUCCUCCGAUGCGACGAUAAUGAGACGUACAAGACUCACUCAAGACGACAUGUUCGCCAGUGGAUCAAGGAACACACAGCGCCAGCUCACAACACACCUAAAUUUGGUGCGCAAGAGAAUUAUGAUGCAUUUGAAUGGAUGAUAGUUCAUGUAGUAAUUCCUAAUACAGCCGCAGCAAACCAACCAAGAGUCAGCGGAAAACAAACUGAAGAACCGUCCUCGGAGAAAUCCGGGCCUCGCUGGCGAGGAGGCAGCUCGUCUACUCUAUUAGAAAAGCUAAGGGCAGAUUUCAAUGGGUCAACGAAAUCUAGCGCCGACAGAAUCGCUCAGAUUAGAAUCGGGAUAAACGACUUACCAUUUGACAUGAUUCCUCGCGCAGUCCCAGUAGUUUUAAAGGCCUACACUGAGACUUCGCAAGAGCGUGAAAGUGGAUGGCUAGAUCUUAUUUCAAAAAUGAAGUCAUUAAUCCUAGCCUCAUUCGACAUAAGAGUCACUCAGUACGAAGAGGACAUCCGUGAGAAAGAUGCCCAAAGAUCCCUGCCAGGCUGGAACUUUUGUACUUUUUUUGUUUUGAAGGAAGGUCUUGCGAGAGGCUUCGAAAGCGUUGGUCUCGUAGAAGACUCUCUAGUUGAAUACGAUGGACUAGCGGUCGGACUAGACGCAAUUGUCAGAGAACAAGCUAUUUUCGGAUCGGGGGCCGAACAUGGCGGUACAUUUCUUCCGUUCACCAGUGAAUUAAAAUGUCUAGCAGAAUCUGCGAGGCAGAAUAUUUUAAAAGAUAUGCGUCUAAUAGAUGAACCGCAUAUAAGUAGCCCGAUUGUGUCACAAAAUGAGACUCUGGACAACAGGGCUGAAAUACCAUUGAAUUCUACAAAGAAGCAUUAUCGAGAGCUUAUUUUAGCCAACAACAUCUCCAUAUUCGACUUCAGAUGUUAUAUAUUUGCGAGACAAUUGAAUUUGCUGCUACGCCUCGCAAAUGCAUCAUCAUCUAAAGAAGAACUUCUUUCAAAAUUACAGGAACAACGCAGUAUAAGCCUUCAAGGUCUUGCUGCUAGAUCAUCUAACCCCCAGUCAUGGGAUGAAGUUGAGGAUUUGGCUGUAUUAGGAAAGGUUUGCAGAAGAAGUAUGGAGUUUAUUUCAUCAAUUUCACGUACCAUGCGCUCAGAUAUAUGGGCCUCGCAGAACGAGAUUUCAAAAAUUAGUGAAGUCAACCAAGCUACACUUAAUUCUGUUACAUUAGAAGUUAUUGACAAUAUCGUGUCUUCUUUUACCUUUAGUAUCACACAACAGAUAAUUGCUCAGAGUUCCACAAAAUCCCUUCCGAUACCUCCAUCUACUCUAGUACUACCUGGUACUGGACUGCGCUCUGGUAGACAAGACUCAAAGCAAGCUAUUCCGGAACCAAAAAGUAUGAUGCACCCUACUAGAAGCAGUUCUCUUGCAAUAAGAUCAUAUUCUCGACCAUCAUCAAGCCACAAAAAUUCUUCCAGCGGACGUAGAGCGAGUACAUCAGAACAAACUACAACUGCCCCUUCUUUUCUUAAAAUGGGGUUAGAAGAGCUUGCCGCACAAAGAGCAGAACUCUAUCUCUUAUCUCGAAGUAUUCUUCAACGGGCUGGUGCACGACGCGGGUGGGACGUUGGCUGGUCGGAAAUAACAUAUUUACAUAAUAAUAGUGCUGUUAAGCUUGAAGAAGUGGACCUAAAUCAGAGCUCAGAAGAAAAACCAGAAGCAUCUCAUGAGGGGGCUAUUAUUCCGCCUACGUGCCAUGGUAUUGAAAAUAAGCUUUUUCGUACUGCUCUUGAAGACAAAGAUGAUUUCUAUAGACUUUACGAAACUUUUAGCGACAAAGCACUACGGCAUUAUACCGUUGCAAAUCGUGUCCACUCUGUACAAGCUAGGGUAGCUGAUUUGGCCUUACUAAAAUAUCAUCGAAAAGACUAUGCGGCAGCGGCUUCCUACUUUAGUCGCAUGAUAUCUUCUCAAGGUGAGACUAUUUGGACCAAUGUCGAGCUUUCAAUGCUCGCUAUGUACGCCAAAUGUUUACACCAGCUUCAGCAGAAAGAAGAAUACGUUCAAGUAGCCCUCAAAUUACUUUCGAAAAUUGCAGCUGUUGAAAGUGAAAAUCUCAAGUGCAAGGUCACGGCUAACAAUAAAUCUUACAAUACGUUUUAUGAUCCAGUCCAGAUUAACGGAAGUUACUUAAAAGAAAUAUUCGAAAUAACUAAGACUCGUGCAGAUCCUAUCUCGAUACCUCUUGAAAAUUUCUUCGGAAAAGUCGAAAUAGAGGGUGAAAUCAGAUACCACUUGGAAAUGGAUAAUUUUUGUCUCAAAGUGAAAUUAUUAUAUCUUCUUGAAGACGAAUUAGAAAUCGAAAAGGUAAAAAUAAAGAUAAGUCCUAUUUCUGCUGAUAUUGGCCGGGACAUAUGGCUUGAGGCCGAAGGAUCCUGGGUGAUACAGAAAGGCAAUUUUGAGACAGUGGUUUAUUCGAAUACUACAAUCCCAGGUAUCUACGUUGCCAGCUGUAUUAUUCUAUAUGGCAGCAACAUAACUCAUAUUUACGACCAAGGGACCAGCACAUUAUCUACCACCAAGCAAGAUUCUUUUUUUAAAUGUCCCAAACUUUUAAUCUAUCAGAGAUUAGAAGCCUUUAAUGUCAAACUUCAUCCUUCUGGAUCUAUGCACUUAGAUCGCAACCGAACUCUGGAUUUGGAACUCAUGUCUGGUUGGAAUAGUGUAAAUACUGGAGAAAUUAGUAUCCGACCAGCUACUGCCGGUCUAAGGCUCCAAACAAGCGAGACAAAAGUUGUAAUUGGAUCCAUAAAUAUUCUUCCAUCUCAAGAAGCUGGAAUCGUGCACUUUGGUCCUUUAGAACAUCAUUCAAGCGUUAGGAUUUCAGUUCCCUUUACUCUCGAAAAGGAAGUCGACAUUAUCUCAAUUAAGCUUGACGUUUCAUACGGGACAGAUAAAGGCAAUUUUUUAUUGGUAACAACGCUACCACUAUCAAUUUUGCUACCACUUGGUGUCAACGUCCAAGAUUUUUUCAAACAUAAGUCCUUAUUCUCUAAAUUCACUAUUUCUACCGCAACGAGUCCAAUUCGCCUUCUUGGCUCUAGGUUAGAUGGAUCUGAAGCGUUCCAGACAGAAGGUGGUUCAGAAAUAGAUACUCCUUCAAUCAUAUUUACACAUCAACCAGCCACUAUUCUAUACAAAAUAACCAAAAAAAAAAGCCCAAAACCAACUGGAUGUCAUAAACAGGAAAGAGUGCUUUAUCUUGUUUUAAAAUACAAAUGUUUGAUGGAGGAAAUUGAGCACACUAUUACUUCAAAUCUUGAGGCAGCGCUCAGGAAUAACCCACUUCAUUCCUACACACGAUUUGUCGCUGGUCAUUUAUUUCACGAGAUUCAACAACGAUUUUCUCCAAAUGAUCUCGAGAAAGUAGCUCUAUUCAAUGAAAUAUCUACCUCGCUCCUGAUUGAUAUCGAGUGGCGAGAGAAGUUUUUGGGAACUGGGUAUCAUCCAAAAGAGGUUGCUGUCUCACUUCCUGAAUUCAUUAAUGAAUGGUUAUUUCAAAAUCCAGUUAUUCCCUUGAUCAAGCCUAUUACAGAUGAUGAUUGCCUCAUUCAUAGUCGCUUAAUCAAGAUUCCAGUCGAUGUUCCUUCAGUGAAGGUAGUUCAUACAGCAGAGCUUCGACUUCUUGGGCUGACCUCGCCAUAUCCUGGAACCUUAGUUGCAGCUGCGACUCAACCAAUCUCGGCAUUUUUAAAAAUUAAAUGGACACGCAUAUGGGAUGCUGAACAAUUUUUGGGCAAAUUUGAAUCUAACGAUGAUAAUGAUAAUGACAUGACCUUUUUUUUUGAGAUACUAGACGUAUCUGACACAUGGAUUAUAGGUGGAAGACGUAGGGGACAUUUCACCGUUCCCCAAAACAACGCUUUACUUCUGAAUUCCGAACCCUUGUCUUUUCCAGUUUUACUCUUUCCACUUCGAUGUGGUUAUCUCCCUUACCCUAGAGUUGAGAUAAAGGUCUUAGCUUCACCUCAAGCUGUUGUCAGCUCGGAAGAUAAUGGCAUGCAGAAAAUUUCAACACAAUCCAGUAUCGAUUGUGAGGUAAGUUAUACAAACGUGGCGGAAGCUAUUCACGUUGUAAAUGAUGCACGAGUGACAACAGUCAGCCUUGACGCAAGUGUUGUGGUUCAGGGACGGGAUGAAUAUUGA